UUGGAGGUUAUGUUUCCCAGUAGCUGUCAAAAACAUGUUUUCUUUUUUUAAAAAAAAAAUAAUUAACACAGUUCUCUAAUGUAGUUUUUUUUUAAAUAUAUAAUUUAAUUCUAGUUAAUUGUGUUUUCUUUAUAAUUAAUUUUUUGUAUUAUAAUAAUGGCUGCUAUUGAUAAAGUGAAAAUUCUCGUUCUUGGCGAUUCUGGAGUUGGUAAAACUUCAUUAACGCAUUUAAUUUGCCAUCAACAACCAAUGAAUAAUCCAUCAUGGACAAUUGGCUGUUCAGUGGAAGUAAAAUUACAUGAAUAUAAAGAAGGAACUGCAAAUCAAAGACGAUAUUUUAUUGAAUUAUGGGACAUUGGAGGCAGUCAAAGUCAUCAAAAUACACGUUCAGUUUUUUACAAUAAUACAAACGGAAUAAUUUUAGUUCACGAUAUGUCAAAUCGAAAAUCACAACAAAAUUUACGAAAAUGGUUACAGGAAGUUUUAAAUAAAGAUGGAAAUUCAUUGAAAUCAAAAUCUAUCGAUGAUUUUGAUCCUGAACAGUUUGUGGGUUCAACUCAAAUUCCAAUUCUAGUCGUUGGUACAAAAUCUGAUUUAAUGGCACAAGUGAGAUCGACUGUUUAUAGGCGAUCUUCGACAAUUGCCGAAGAAUGUGGAGCAGAUGAAAUUUAUUUGGAUUGUUUACAAAUUCGUUCAUUAGCAGCUGGUUCGGGUUCGUCGGUAAAAUUAAGUAGAUUUUUUGACAAAGUCAUUGAGAGACGAUAUUAUUCCAUGAGAGAGGGAAUCAGUCCUGAUAAAAGGCGAAUAAAUGCAUUUGGAUCAUCUUAUAAUCCAAAAAUGUAUCACGACGAUUAACGGAA
This is a messenger RNA of Leptopilina boulardi, 860 nucleotides long. Its product is annotated as rab-like protein 3. Gene Ontology annotation, cellular component: endomembrane system. Gene Ontology annotation, molecular function: GTP binding; GTPase activity. The transcript has 5 exons. The record is from RefSeq and is a predicted model, not a curated record. Gene Ontology annotation, biological process: intracellular protein transport. Lineage: Eukaryota; Metazoa; Arthropoda; Insecta; Hymenoptera; Figitidae. Bases 157 to 855 code for a protein of 232 amino acids.